GGGGAUGCUGCGGAGGCGGGGCACACGAGCAAGGGGCCAUCCGAGCCCGAAGCACUUGGAGCAGGAGGAGAAGCAGGAGGAGAAGCAGAAGGAGAAGCAGGAGGAGAAGCAGAAGGAGAAGCAGGAGGAGAAGCAGGAGGAGCAGCAGGAGAAGCAGAGGGAUCAGCAGAAGGGACAGCAGGAGAAGCAGACGGAUCAGCAGAAGGGACAGCAGGAGAAGCAGACGGAUCAGUAGAAGGGGCAGCAGAAGGAGAAUCGACUUGUCGGACCUUCAUCGCCGGGGAGGGCGCUGGAGCUGGAAC
Molecule: messenger RNA, 302 nt
Organism: Hyaloscypha bicolor E
Lineage: Eukaryota; Fungi; Ascomycota; Leotiomycetes; Helotiales; Hyaloscyphaceae
Exons: 1
Coding region: 5-235 (76 amino acids)
Source: RefSeq, a predicted model, not a curated record